This is a messenger RNA of Aspergillus uvarum CBS 121591, 3936 nucleotides long. RefSeq lists its product as uncharacterized. The transcript has 3 exons. NCBI's taxonomy places the organism in Eukaryota, Fungi, Ascomycota, Eurotiomycetes, Eurotiales, Aspergillaceae. Gene Ontology annotation, cellular component: P-body. The record is from RefSeq and is a predicted model, not a curated record. Gene Ontology annotation, biological process: deadenylation-independent decapping of nuclear-transcribed mRNA. The coding region runs from base 10 to 3555 and encodes 1181 amino acids. Gene Ontology annotation, molecular function: protein binding.
AUUGAGAUCAUGAAAAGCAAGAAGAUCACUAUCGCCACUAAGGUUGAACCGUCUUUGGCUUCAGAGGCUGUUGAGACCCCACAAACUGAAGGCCUCAAAUCGCCUAUUCUGGCUGAAGAGCAGAGAGAAGCCGUUAACUCUGUUGUUGAGCGUCUUGUCGACGAGAUCGGUCGUGAAAUUGACAACGCCACUAACAAACCAACCGACGAGAAAGUCACCCAGCUCCCUGCUGCCCAGGAGGACAGCACUCAGGCUGCGUUAUCCUCCAUCGCUAGUCACCUCCAGGAGACAGCUGCCGAAGCAAAGCUUGAGGGCAGCGUAGAUAGGAACUCUAUUGAGGGCACCGCCACCCCCGCUGCUGUGAAGGAGACUUCCAAUAAUAGCAGCGGUGAUGCACUGGCGGACAGCUGGGAGAGCGCUGAAGACAGUGCUGAAAAGGAAGAAGAGCGCAUUGUUUCUGUACACAACUUCCCUCUCAAGCCGUUCAUCUCUAUUAUCGUCAAAGCUCAUUCAGGGAAGCUCGCAACCCUCCGCGAUGACGGUAUCAUGGAUAUUGCUCGGCUGAAGAAGGAUUUUGAUCAGCUGGAUCGCUCCUUGACAUCCGCAACUUCGGACUACAUCGUGUAUGCACUCGCGAAGAACGGCGGUAUGCGCAUCAUUCGUCAGGAUGAUGGAAGUGACAAGCAAAUCUUCCGUUCUACCCGCGAUCGCGUCUUUAAUGUUGCAGUAUGCACGUCGCAGACUGCUACUGGUCGUACCACUGAGGAGCAGGCCAUUCUGGGAAUUGGCGUCAGUGGAACCGUGUACUGGGCGUUGAUCUCUCGUGCAGACAAGGAUCUUUUUGAUCUCGACGCCCUCGAGAGCGAGAGCCUCAUCUUCCCUCCUUUCCCGGCUUCGGAUGAGAACACUUCGGGGGGCCAGCUGAAAACGCGGGCCAAACGGAGCUCUCGCCAUCCUGGUUUCUUCGCCAUUGGCCGUGGUAAGAACAUUUACGUGGUCUCUCCUCAGGCUGCUAUGCAUCCUAGCUAUGGUGUGUCUGGACCUCAGCGCGUCGUUAAUACGGAAAGGUUCUUCAAAGAACGUGCUCUGAAGAUCUCUACCGGCAAGGCUGGCAAGGAUUUCAUGUUCAGCGAUGAUGACACGGUCAUUGCCUCCCUUGAUAAGACGGGCCGCCUCCGUUUCUGGGAUAUCCGCGAGGUGGUUAACAACCCAGGCUUUUUUGGCUCCGGGCCCAACCCGGCUGAGGUUCGGGUGCCCUUGAAUACGUUCGUCACGGGCUCUCCCGCAGAGAAGUCAUGGCCGACCUCCGUCCUCUUCAUCGACAAGCUGCGUCCUUAUGUUAAGUCGAUGGCGCUUCGCUACGUUCUGGUGGGCUUGAAGCAGAACCACACCUUGCAGCUCUGGGAUAUUGGGCUGGGUAAGGCUGUGCAGGAGCUCAAAUUUCCUCAUGAGAACGAGUCGGACGCCAUCUGCAGUGUCGCCUACCACCCCGCGUCUGGCAUCAUCGUUGUUGGUCACCCGACCCGCAAUUCUAUCUACUUCGUUCACCUCUCUGCGCCUCGGUAUAACCUUCAGGCGAUGUCGCAAGCCUCCUUCAUCAAGCGCUCUGGGGAGAAGGAUAGCAGCCUUCCCAAGCCUGAGUCCACCGCUUGCAUGAGCGGCAUUCGCGAAAUCUCCUUUGCUUCCAAGGGCCAGCUGCGAAGCCUGGAUCUCCUCCCCAUCACUAAGUCGGCUGGGGAUGAGAGCGGUCUGUUUGAGCUGUACGUCAUGCACUCGCGUGGAGUCACAUGCUUGAACAUAAAGAAGGAAGAUUUGGGAUGGACCACCGACAAUAAGAUUGUCCGUCCCGUCAAUGCUUUGGAGGAAGGGCUCAUCGAUAUCGCUGAGCUGCAGACCUUCCCCACUUACGUGGCAGACGAGCCAUCGGUCAAUGGUGAUGCGGCUCCGACUCCCACCAAGCCGGCGGCUAAGGAGAUCAUCAAGAAGGUGCCUGAGCUCAACACCGAAGCUGCUGUUGGAGCUGGUCCCAGUGUCUCUCGCGUGCAGUCCCCAACCAAGGCACCUGCUAAGAAAAAGGAUGAGCCAGUUGAAAGCGUUUCUGCCAUCAAUGGUGUCGAUAAGGCAGAGAAGAAGAAAAAGAAGAAGAGUGCCGUCCCAGGCACGAGUGAGCCGUCCGCAAAGGGCAAGGAGCCCGUGCUCUCAAACGACGGUCCGUCUAGUGAAGUUCCUGCUCCCACGCAAGGUAUCGCGGACAAUGAGCCAGCCGUUGAAGAAGCUCCCGUCAUCUCAAGCGUCCCUCAGGCAGUGUCUCUAGCUGCUCCUGUGGCUUCCGGCGCUGGUUUCGAUGACUCGGCUGCUAUCCUAAACAAACAUCUGGAGGUGCUGCAGAACGGCGUGUCCACAGAAUUCACCAAAAGCCUUGGUCGCGAGUUGGAAGGACUGUACACCCGCUUCGACGAGGAGCGCCGCAACUGGGAUGCGGCCUCGGCAGCCAAACAAGACCAGGUCUUGCGUCUUGUUUCAAGUACUCUUUCGGAUAACGUGGAGAAGAACCUUGCACGCAUUGUCUCUAACAGCAUCAAAUCAGAGGUUGUGCCUGCUCUGACUGAUCUCACUGCCACAGUCGUUGGUAAGCAGCUUAACGGCGUUCUGUCUCAGCAGCUGGGAUCUGUGGUCCCUCGUGAGGUGCGCCAAGCUCUCCCAGAGGCGGUUACUCGUGCCAUGCAGCAGCCCGAUUUGAUGAAAGUACUGUCGGACGCGGUGGGCCAGAAGCUCGCUCCCCGUGUUGAAAGCGAGAUAUCGAAGGCCAUGCAAAGCACAAUCACACCAGCCAUUGAGAACGUUGCCGUGCAGACUGCAGACAAGGUUGUCGUCAGUAUGGAGAAGCAGAUGCAGGCUCAGUGGAAGCAAUUCGAAGCCCAGCGCCAGAGCGAUGCUGCCAAGAUCGAGCAGCUCACUUCGCUUGUUCGUGGACUCUCUGACACGGUAGCCACGCUCGCUGCGGCCCAGACCGGCUUGCAGAAUGAGGUUGUCAAGCUUAGCCAUGCCUUGGCCACCAAGGAGAAUGUGGUCGAGCGGCAGCAACAGCAACAGCGGCCGACCGCCCCUGCCCGUAGCGCCUCUGUUGACACAAGAACUCCCGAGCAGAUUGAGCUGCAGGAGAUUGCGCAGUUGAUGAGCCAAGGUCACUUCGAGGAGGGAUCAGUCAAGUGGUUGCAAUCAACUCAGCAAGCGGAUCUGUUUGACAACCUUUUUGUUCGCAUGAACCCGUCCUACCUGACUAGUCUGUCGCCCAUCGUGGCCCUGUCUGUGGGUGUUGCUGUGACCUCCUCGUUGCAGACCAACCCUAUGGAGCGCUUGACUUGGCUGGAAGUAGUUUUGCAAACGGUGAAUCCAAUGGACCCUGAUAUCCGUGAAGUCGCUCCUAAAAUCAUGGACAUCCUUAUCCAACGACUGGAAGCGCUCUACAUGUCGGUGGCCGAGACCUCGCCGCACGAUCCCAUUAUCCGCAAGAUCGCGCCGCUGUCGCGCCGCGCCAGGCUUCUGCGGGGUUAAAGCUUCUCUCGUGAAAAGUUGAUCGUUCAAGUUUACUGGUUCUAAUGAAUAAUGCAAUCCUUAUGAGGAUAUUGACUUCGAAGAAAAGGGGCCAUGCUAGUGGGUCGUGUCACACAACAUGAUCGCUUUUAGGCAUGAGGAUGGAUGACUACUUUAUUUGGUUUAGCAAUGAAAACGCAUGAACAAUGAUGAGGAUGGUAGUUUCAUUACUUGGUGUCUAGCCGGUCCGCCUAGUGUGACGAAUGACGAGGCAUUACAGCUACGAAUGAAUAUGCUCUUUUCCCACGGAUGAAUUUCUAAUCUCAUUAUUAUGAUUCUUGUGAUGUCUACUUCAUCUAAGUAGAGAUUAGUAACUACUACGCAACUAUCUCGGCUAUUAAC